GGUGCCUGUGCAGGGGUGGGGUGGGGUGAUGGGGUACCCUUCAGGACAGGGACUUUCCCAGGUUUGGGAGGGCUGCCGGCCUGGCCGUCGUCUGGGUGUUGUGUGAGAGCCAAACUUGGAAGAAAAUCAGAAACCUCCCUCUGGAAAUACCCCUUGGGCUGGAAGUUGUGGCGGUCCUGAGGCCGGUGCUUGUGGGGGCGGUUCCUACAGGGCUUAAGAAGGGCUGAGGUUGGAGCCGGCGGCCAGAAGGAGACAGCCCCGGCCAGCGGCACCCGCUCUCUGGAAGGGGGGAAGGAAGGAAAGAAAGAAGGGAAAACCAGUCCUGCUGCUGCCCUGUGGGUGAUGGAGCCAGCUCCUGUCCUUCUCCUCCUCGGCUCGCUGUGGGGCUGCAGCGGGCACCCCACUGACAGGCUGGUGGUGACACCGCGGGAGCCGGUGGUGCCGUUUGGGGGCUCGACAGAGCUGAACUGCUCCUUGGCCUGCCCAAGGGGCAAGGUGGAGUGGAGGGGGCUGGACACCGCCCUGGGGACCAUCUCCUCCUUCCCCACCCACAGCAUCCUGCACAUCAGGCACGCCACCGUGGCCACGGAGGGCAUGAAGAUCUGCCAGGGCAGCUGCCAAGGGCAGCACUACCAGAAAACUGUCACCCUGAAGGUCUACGCCCUCCCAGACACGCUGAGGCUGGAGGCAGCUCCCCAAAUCCUGCGCCCAGGACACCCCGCCAACCUGAACUGCUCGGCCGUGCACCUGUAUCCCAUCACUGGGGUGGCCCUCAUCUGGUACCGGGGGCACCAGGUGGUGAAGACAGACUUUGAUUUUGAGGAGACCGAUGAGGAGCUGUAUAACAUCGUUUCCAUCCUGUCUGUGAAUGGGACAGAGGUGGCAGAAGGGGUGGAGUUCAGGUGUGAGGUGACGCUGCAUGUUGGGCAGGAGACCUUCACCCAGGUGGCAUCUCUGGUGGCAAGCACCAAGGCUGUGACGGAGCAGCCGGUGGCUAUGGUCACCUCCACAGGGAGCCCCAGCACAGCCAGGCCCGUGGCCACCUCAACACUUCCCCCAGGGCUGAGCAUCCCUACAAGUGAUCCCACCACAGCACAGGAGCCCAACACUGGGACCACCCUGAAUCUGGCUGCUGUCACCAACCCCCCCUCCACAGAGCCCGCUGUGCCCCAGGACCUCAUUGCAGGCAGCCCCACGGCACCUGUGGCCACCACCACGCUCCGGCACUCUGGCACGAUGGGGACAGGGUCAUCUGUGGGGACAGGGUCAUCUGUGGGGACAGUGCCUGCCUGCAGCCUGCAGAUCUGGUCGCUGCCUCCCACCGGGAUGCGGGGCAGGGCCCUGCGCAUCGAGUGCCACGCGCAGUGUGCCGGGAACGCCACGGCGCGCUGGCUCCGCACCCCCGCAGCCCUCUCAAAGUACCAGGAGGAGUCCACGGGCAGCAGCUCCACGCUGCGGCUAGACCACGCUGAGCCCUGGCACCAGGGCCGCUACCAGUGCGUCCUGCUCGGCCAACGCGCCCAGAUGGUCGGCCUGGAGGUGAUGGUCGUGGAAGAUUCCUUCAGCUUGAGCCCUGCCAUUGCUAUGGGGACAGCGGGAUCCCUCUUGGGGCUCAUCGUGGCCGCUGCCGUGUCUCGACGCCUGUGGAAACGAUUCAGAUCCCGGUAGCAGCUGUCCUAGCAGUGGGACCAACCGACUGAUGGCCCCAGCCCUCCAGCCGUGUCCCUGCUGUCCCCCUGUCUGUCGCUGGCUUCGCCCAGCCCCUGGCCAGCAAGGAGUGGGAGCAGGAGCGGGAGCAGCUGCCUGCGGCCACCGCGGAACACAAAGGCUGGAAGGGCAACGAGCAGAGGCGACACAGGGACGGGGCCAGGGACGCUUCCGGGACUGGAUCCCCGCGGGCUGGCACCGAACACUGGGCUGAGCCCGGUGCUUGGGGCUCCCGGCACCAGCGGACGGGCGGGAGCGCGAAGGCUGCUUGUCCGUCACACCAAAAGGCUCUGAGGCAGCCCCGGGGGCAGCGUGGGCUCGGCAGGCGGGUGGGACCCGUGCUCCAAUAAAGAGCUGUUUCUAUUCGA
Corvus hawaiiensis (hawaiian crow) is the source of this 2075-nucleotide messenger RNA. RefSeq names its product mucosal vascular addressin cell adhesion molecule 1 (gene MADCAM1). Bases 343 to 1668 code for a protein of 441 amino acids. Gene Ontology annotation, biological process: integrin-mediated signaling pathway; heterotypic cell-cell adhesion; positive regulation of lymphocyte migration. The transcript is spliced from 5 exons. Gene Ontology annotation, cellular component: membrane. Gene Ontology annotation, molecular function: integrin binding involved in cell-matrix adhesion. NCBI's taxonomy places the organism in Eukaryota, Metazoa, Chordata, Aves, Passeriformes, Corvidae. The record is from RefSeq and is a predicted model, not a curated record.